Molecule: messenger RNA, 2529 nt
Organism: Suillus fuscotomentosus
Lineage: Eukaryota; Fungi; Basidiomycota; Agaricomycetes; Boletales; Suillaceae
Exons: 11
Coding region: 1-2529 (842 amino acids)
Source: RefSeq, a predicted model, not a curated record
AUGCCGAAUCGUCCACAUCAUCCUUGGAGCCGGAAGACACUAGGACAACUGAAGAUCACAGUAUACAAAUGCAUUGAGGUGCCCAAGGCCCAUAUCGAUGAUGUCCGACAUAUGGACGUAAUAUUUUUAUGUCUUUCUUGUCACUCGUUGCGGACAAUCAAGGAGCCCAUGCCAUAUUUUGGCUUCUAUCAUAACAUUUUGCCAGAGCAAGGAGGAACACCUGUACUCCCAGGCUUCCUGCAGCUCAAGGGCAAGUACGAGCUGGUGUCUAGCUCCAUCUUGGCAGCCACACCCCUUGCCAUCGUCCAUUUUAUCCUUGGUGGCAAGGACAGAAUCCCAACACCCGUUCCACUCCUCUCCCAUUACCUCGACAAGUUCUACCCCAGCGGCGGGUUUCUGUACAUCGAGAUCUUGUUCGACAUUGCUUCAUAUCAGCAGAUCGACAACUACACCCGCGACCAGGUCCGAACAGUUUCUGAGCUCACCGGUCGCGUCUUUGCGUUUCUCUCCAACAAUUCGGAAGAAGACAGUGGGUGGCUCUUUGCAGGGAAGGAGGGUCAAGGUGAGGGAGAGUAUGUUGCGAUGGAAGUUCAGCAUGUUCUCUCUACAGUGUUAAAGCCCUAUGCUAGGAUCCUCAAGUCCUCCCACAUUGUCUUCCUGGUCUGCGGCUCUGUGGUGGUGCAUGAGACAUCCUACACUCAGCUCAAGGAGGCCGUUCUUCAAUUCGACUUUGUGGGCACAAUCAUCUUUCCUGCACCUCGCUUUCAACCUCUUGUCACCACGAAUUUUUUGGUCGCCAUGAUCGAACUUGUCGCGAUUGAGCAACUCAGUGUCCACAGUUGCCUCGGUCAGCACACCAGCAUCAUCCUGAUGACUCGAGUCAACAUUGAAGGUUGCUGCAAACUGGAACUGACUACAUUUGCGUGCGCUCACACUCAGACUUCACCUUGGGGCUGGGAUAUUCCUGCACAGUUCCCCCAAUGCGGCUCUACCAAGAGCUGGGCCGAGAGGGUCACUGUGACGGUUGCUGAUAAGAGUCAUGACGAGGACGCCCCAGACCAUGUCUCUGUUUGCUGGUACAUCUACACAUGCAAGUACACCAACUGUGGUAGCAUGCAAAAGUUGCCUCCCUACAAGUUGUCCGUCACCAAGCCUCCUGGGUCAAUUGUCAACAGCGCAAAGGCCAAGAACUGCGCUUGGUUCCAGUCGCCUUCUACUCAUUUUGUACUUCAGUCUUCAGCUGUGUCUACCCAAGGCAAGCGCAUGAAUGAGGGGGUGCCUACUGGGACUGCCAAGAAGGCGCGCAGGUUACGCGACGCAUACCCACCCUUGCCGAAAGCUCUUGACUUAUACAACAUGUCAUUAAUGGCUGAAUGGUAUGCUUCUUGGGAGGGAGUACUGACUCUCCACAAAGAUCAGUUUGUAAAUGGGAAGAAUUCCCGUCACAAUUUGCUGAGACAGAUCCGCAAUGAAAUUGUCGCAAUUCAUCACACAAGAGAGGAUCCUGAGGAUUUACCAAAGGGAUUGAAAAAGGCUAUCCAGAGGUACUACCUCCAGUUCUUAACGGAUGCUGAUGAUCGGCGUGAUGAGCAACAGAUCUUGGGAGAUGACUCAGAGCUGGAGGAAGAACUUGGCAUGUCCCCUGAAGACAGAGAGUUGGCGGCUUGUCCUAAGGACACAGGGUUCUACAAGAAGGAGCUUAAUGCUUGGGACGUCGCACAGAAACUCUUUAAGCAGGAGAUGGACAACUACGAUAAGGAGCAGCAACAGAAGAAAGGCGUACAACAUUCUAUUAAGUAUAGGACUGGACAUGCGAGGCAAUGGUUCAACAGCAUGACCUCUGCACAUCAGAAGGAGGUUGAGGAGGUGAGGGACAAGUGGAAUAGGGAUGGCGCCCCAGCAGAAUCACAGGCGAUGUAUCGAAAGAAAAACCUCAAAAAAGUUCUCGAUGAUUUUACAGAACAGAUGUGUCGUACUAUGGGUUGCCGACUCAUGAUGUUGGUCAGUCACAAGAAAAAUGCCGAUCAGACUUUAAGUGUCAAGAUAAGAAAUCGUUUAGCCAGAGUUCUUGAGGAAGCAAAGAAUGGAUGUCUGAAGGUUUUGAAAAAUAUGCCGAGUGGUCAAAGGCUGAAUUCUUUCAGACUGCUCAAUGACCGUGUAUCAGACCCCAUCAAUGAUGAUGAUGAUGACUCCGAUGAAGAAACGAAUGAUGGAAAGGAUGCAAUGCCUGAAGUCAUCCUGGAUAACCAUGGUUACGCAAAGCUCCCUUCUCAAGUCUUCACUGGUAGCAUGAAGCCAGUACCUUGGCUCUCAAUCGCCAGUGAGCCUUUGCUGUACCUGGAUCCAGACUCCAUCCCCAAUGGUUUUACCGUGCAAGACCCAUCUCAUUUGAGAGUGAAGGAAAUCAACAAACUUUGGGGCCAUUGGGAAGCCCAGAAGGCUUCGAAGCAGAGACUCGUUAUUUUUGUCGGAGCUGCAAGUGCCCACAUGAACAAGUCCCUGCUCGAAAAUGCUGUUUAUGUAGGCUAG